AUGAAUACCGUGCAGUACUACUUGAAGUUUCAAUUCCACUUUAACAAAGACCAAUUCGCAAACCUGAUGAUAAUUGCCGGAAUUGCAGGAACUAUAUCACAGUUGAUCCUUAUGCCCUUAUUAACUCCACUCAUGGGAGAAGAGACGAUGCUUUCUGUGGGCCUUCUUUUCGGCUGUGCUCACAUGCUACUUCACAGCAUUGCUUGGGCUCCUUGGGUUCCAUAUGUAGCUUCAAUGGUUACAGUUGUUUCCACAUUUGCUCUGCCAUGUUUACGAAGCAUUGCCUCAAAACAAACAGGACCGGGUGAGCAGGGAAAGGCUCAAGGUUGUAUUACAGGCAUAUGUUCCGUUUCUAACAUUGUCUCCCCUCUUGCUUUCAGCCCUUUGACAGGUAACUAUAAAUCCUCAUUUUCCCAACUUCAAAUGAUAGCAUUCGUGCAAAGUCUCACGAUUAGGCCAGCUCCUUCUCGUGUCGAUAACUGCAGCAAUGUUAGCACGUCUGGGCAAAUAGAGCCCUUAGUUUGA
Molecule: messenger RNA, 525 nt
Organism: Striga hermonthica
Lineage: Eukaryota; Viridiplantae; Streptophyta; Magnoliopsida; Lamiales; Orobanchaceae
Source: the annotation of a GenBank genome assembly